Cryptococcus deneoformans JEC21 is the source of this 2047-nucleotide messenger RNA. RefSeq names its product solute carrier family 41 member 1, putative. The transcript is spliced from 7 exons. Gene Ontology annotation, cellular component: plasma membrane. Gene Ontology annotation, molecular function: monoatomic cation transmembrane transporter activity. Bases 49 to 1881 code for a protein of 610 amino acids. NCBI's taxonomy places the organism in Eukaryota, Fungi, Basidiomycota, Tremellomycetes, Tremellales, Cryptococcaceae. The record is from RefSeq and is a predicted model, not a curated record. Gene Ontology annotation, biological process: monoatomic cation transport.
CCCGGCAAAAUCAUUACUCCCGUUCGAAACUAUAUUACUACAGUCACAAUGUCCCCGAUCCUCAAGAGAGACAUAGCAGAUCAGAUACGCCAAACAAAGAAAUUCGCAGCAACCGCCAUCGGAUCAUCAUAUCUGGAGGAAGAGCCUUACCGGAUUCCUUUGUUCGAAGAACAGCCUGAAAGUCGAAUGCUCAAGUCAGAGAACACCAAAGACGGCGAUAGAGGGGGGCCCGCUUUUACUUCCAGCUCAUCUGCAAGGCAAGGCAUAGGGGUCCAUGGAAGUGAAAUCGAACAGGAUUACGACUACAGAGAAGCCAAGUGGUUGAACACCAAAGCUGCUGCGGUCGACGGGAAGGGCAAGAGCAAGGCGAUUUCCGAAGACCUUGGCAACUUAGAGGAAGUUGAAAUGGAUCAGUUGGUGUCAGAUAGGCUGUCAGUUGACAGCCGGAAGGAUAAUGGGUCCUUCGAUCAAGGCGUGCCGAGUGAAAGAUUUGGUUAUGCGGAACCUGAGCUUGAAAUCAUGCCAAACGGUGCCGGAGGAGAUAAGCGGAAGGACAUGAUGAGCCUGCUUUUUGAGGCCACUCCUUCUAUUCUACUUUCUCUCGUCGGACUUGUCUUCACCGGCCAACUCCUGGAACAUCUGGCGCGAUGGAGAGUCUUCAGACGCGUCGACGAGCUUUUCAUCCUUGUCCCUAUGAUCGGCAACCUCAAGGGUAAUCUCGAGAUGUGUCUUUCCGCCCGACUCGGUACAUCAGCUAAUAUUGGUGAACUGGAUCAUCGUGUCACACGACGUACUAUGCUCAUCGCCAAUAUGACUCUUCUUGGUCUCCAAUCCCUUAUUAUCAGCUCCGUUGCGGCCUUUAUUAGCUUUAUUCUUGGUCUCUUGACGGUCCACCGACUGGGUGAUAUACCAGAAGGCAUGACCUACGGCAACAGCACGAAUCCCGGUCUUGAAAGUGCUGAUCAAGAAUGGCAUGAGGGUUAUACUAGGCCAGGCUGGAAGCAGUUGGUGAUGGUAUUGGCCACAGGAAUGGGCAGUGCCGGAAUUAGUAGUGCUGUGCUUGGUUCAUUUAUGGGAAGCUUGGUUGUCAUUUCAAGAUGGGCUGGUGCUGAUCCGGAUAAUAUCACUCCACCUUUGGCAGCUUGUCUUGGCGAUCUCCUUACCCUUUUCAUUCUUGCUCUUCUGGGUACAGCCCUUGUCGGUGCAAUGGAUACGAUAAUACCCCUACUGGCUGUUAUCAUCAUGUCCAUCGCCGCAGGCUGGUUUACUCGACGAGUUGUGCGUAAUGUGUGGGUUAAAGAAGUUGCAAAGGGAGGAUGGGUCCCUUUGAUCGGAGCCAUGCUUAUUUCUAGUGGAACGGGAAUGGUUCUUUCCAAAGGUGUAAGCAAGUACAGAGGAUUUGCAUUGUUGGCCAUCUCCAUGACGGGCUUGACUGGGUCAAUUGGCGCCAUCCAUGCUAAUCGUCUUUCCACCCAAUUACACACACUCCUCCAUCCUACUCACCCACAUCCCCGUCCUGUGGCCAACCUAUCUUCCUUACACCGGGGCCAUCCGGGCCUUUCUCCUCUUCAACGCGGUAUAGCUUUGUUCUUCGUCGCUUUCCCGUGUCAGGGCGCGUUCUUAUUGUUUGUGACUGGGGUUGGUUGGGUUGAUAUGUCUUUGGGCUGGACAGUAUGGGUUGCUUUUUCUUCGACUACACUCAUAUCACUCGUUUUGGCUUACUACUUGACUCUGUUCUUCUGGUCGAAGGAUCUAGACCCCGACUCCUACACUCUCCCUAUACAUUCCGCGCUUGUCGAUUUCUUGGGCCAACUUCUUCUUGUGCUCGCAUACGAGACUUCUAUCGCACUAGGAAGAGACGUUGUAGUAAAAAAUUCAUAGGGCUCUAGGUUUAGUCUAUCAUCAUAGGAAAUUGUAAAGUAUCCUUCACGACUUUUGAUAUCACCUGUAACAUUUGUACUGUAUCCGCAGGAAAUGCCAUAUAAUUUGCCGGAAUUUCCACAGAACUUUUGUCAUAACAAAGGACAGUGCAAGCUUAUGCAUCAUC